Camelina sativa (false flax) is the source of this 1623-nucleotide messenger RNA. Lineage: Eukaryota; Viridiplantae; Streptophyta; Magnoliopsida; Brassicales; Brassicaceae. The record is from RefSeq and is a predicted model, not a curated record.
GGAAUCGCUUACACCCGAUUGCCGACAAGAAGAAGAAGAAGACAAGAAGAUAAAUGAAGAUUGAGCUUGUGUUCAUACCGUUACCAGGAAUCGGUCACCGCAAGCCAACCAUCGAGCUAGCGAAGCUACUUGUCCGCAGCCAUGACCGCUUUACGAUCACCGUGAUCAUCAUCCCUUCCAUAAACAACGUCGCCGAUGAUUCCACCUAUAUAGCAUCUCUCUCCACAAAAUCUCAAGAUCGCCUCCGUUACGAAACCAUCUCCGCCGUCAAAGAACAACCAAUAACAGCAGAUCCGAAGCAGCCGACUCAAGUCUACAUAGAGGAACAAAAUUCAAAGGUAAGAGAUAUAGUCUUGAGAAUCGUGGAUGAUCCAACACGACGACUCGCCGGUUUCGUAGUAGAUAUGUUCUGUUCCUCAAUGAUAGAUAUAGCUAACGAAUUCCAAGUUCCGUGUUAUAUGUUUUACGCAUCAAACGCUACGUUUUUAGGAAUCACACUUCACGUUCAGUUGAUGCACGACGAGAAAAAGUAUGACGUCAGCGAGUUGGAAGAGUCGGUCGUCACUGAGUUGGAGUUUCCGUGUUUGACUCGUCCUUAUCCAGUGAAGUUACUGCCUUAUCUCUUCACUUCAAAAAAGUGGCUACCUUUGUUUCUAGCUCAAGCCAGAUGUUUCCGUAAGAUGAAGGGUGUUUUGGUAAAUACAGUUGAUGAGCUCGAACCACACGCUUUGAAAAUGUUCAACAAUAAUGGUGGUGGUGAUCAUCUUCCUCAAGUUUUUCCAAUAGGACCAGUGUUGCAUCUAGAAAACAUUGAGAAGCAACCUGAGAUUUUGCGGUGGCUCGAUGAGCAACCGGCUAAAUCGGUUGCGUUCCUCUGCUUUGGGAGCAUGGGAGGUUUCAGUGAGAAACAAACUAAAGAAAUCGCCGUCGCGCUAGAACGAAGUGGUCAUCGGUUUCGUUGGUCUCUCCGUCGUCCAUCCCCGUAUAUAAUGACCGAACGUUCCGGAGAUUUUACGAAUCUUGAGGUGGUUCUCCCGGCGGGAUUCUUAGAUCGGACAUCGGAUACAGGGAAGGUAAUCGGAUGGGCACCACAAGCGGCGGUGUUAGCAAAACAGGCGAUAGGAGGAUUCGUCACUCAUUGCGGGUGGAACUCGAUGUUGGAGAGCUUGUGGUUUGGUGUUCCGAUGGUGGUGUGGCCGCUUUACUCCGAGCAGAAGGUAAACGCGUUCGAGAUGGUGGAGGAGCUAGGAUUAGCGGUGGAGAUACGGAAAUAUUUUAGAGGAGAAUUGAUGACCGGAGAGAUGGAGACCGUUACGGCGGAGGAGAUAGAGAAAGCGAUCAGGCGUGUUAUGGAGGAGAAUAGUGACGUUAGGGAUAGAGUGAAGGAGAUGGCAGAGAAGUGUCACGUGGCGUUAAUGGAAGGUGGAUCUUCGCAGGUGGCUUUGCAAAGGUUUAUACAAGACGUGACAUAUAAUAUAAUGUAGCUUAUUUGAAUUUGCAUGUUGAUUAAGUGAGAUACGAUAACUUAUAUAGUUCCAAACUGUUAUGUAAUGUUAUGUAUGUUACAUUUCUGACAAAACAAUGUUAAUUUUACAUGAACUAUAAAUAAGUCAUUAAGGUAAA